Molecule: messenger RNA, 402 nt
Organism: Amphimedon queenslandica
Lineage: Eukaryota; Metazoa; Porifera; Demospongiae; Haplosclerida; Niphatidae
Product: E3 ubiquitin-protein ligase TRIM71-like
Exons: 2
Coding region: 1-402 (133 amino acids)
Biological process (GO): protein polyubiquitination; proteasome-mediated ubiquitin-dependent protein catabolic process
Molecular function (GO): protein binding; ubiquitin protein ligase activity
Source: RefSeq, a predicted model, not a curated record
AUGUAUGUUGCUGAUACUUAUAAUCAUCGAAUUCAAAAGUUCUCUCCAGGUGGAAAGUUUGUGAGUCAGUUUGGUAGUAAAGGAUCUGGUCCUGGACAGCUUAUUCUGCCAAUAGGUAUAACAAUAGACACUGCAGCUACUGGUCUAGUGUAUGUUGGUGAUGGCAAUCAUCAUAUAUCAGUCUUCACCAGUGAUGGUGUGUUUGUUAGGAAGUUUGGAAGUGAAGGCAAUAAUAUUGAUCACAUUAAAUAUCCUUUUGGAUUAACAUUUGAUAAAGAUGGAUUAUUGUAUGUUUGUGAUUGUAGGUGCAUUAGUAGAAGGCCAGGAGAAUAUUCAAGAAACAUUAAUGAAGCAACUGGUGCUGUGGCAAUACUUGUGGGCCCUAUCCAUACUGAGAACUAG